AUGAACAAAAUCAUUCUUGCACAUUCUGAGUUGUUAACAAGAUUAGCCGAUGAACUACCAUCAAAUAAGCAGCGACAAUCAUUGGUACAAGGUUUACUUAAUGCUUAUAAACUAGAUCAGCAAUGCGAAAUUUUGCCAAUAUCUCCAGUAGAGUGGACAUUAUUGGAGCAGUAUCAUGACAAAGAUUUCAUCAAGGAAUUGCAAAGACCUCGAAAUGACAUUGAUUCACAACUAGAGGAUUAUCGUGAGGUAAGAGAUUUCAUACGUGACCAGUUUGACGACGUCGAUGAAAGUGAAGAGGACUAUUCCGAGUUUAAUGCCGGGAAAUUCGGGCUAGAAUUUGAUUGCUACCCCUUUCCGUUUAUGCGUUACUAUGUCAAUCUAACUGCUGCUUCCACAAUUCAACUUGCAAAGAGGGUUGUAAAUUAUAGCAGGGAGAUUGAUUUUGGUGGAGUUAUAGGGAUUAAUUGGUAUGGAGGUCGGCACCAUUGUCAUCGCUCCAAAUGCUCGGGAUUUUGCUACAUAAACGAUAUUGUUCUUGGCAUAACUACAAUUCGCAAAAUGAGUGCUGGUGGCGUUUUUUAUCUCGACCUAGAUUUGCACAAUGGUGAUGGUGUAGCUGAGGCGUUCAAGUUUUCCAAAAAAGUAACCACAUGCUCGGUGCAUAGGUAUGACACCGGAUUCUUUCCUCAAGGGUCAGGGAAAUUAGAGCAAUCAGUUUCGGGUAUGUAUAAUGUACCCACGAAAAGGGGCUUGACCAAUGAUGAUAUGAUAUGGAUCAUUGAAAACAUCGUGCUUCAAUUGAUUCAUAGGCAUCAACCAAAGUAUUUGAUAGUGCAAUUAGGAUGCGAUGGACUAAACACAGAUCCCAACAACGAGUGGAACAUGACGAUAAAAGGGUACCUGGAGGCAAUACAGUUGUUGGUUAAGCGAGCGGGCUUACCAAUUAUGGUGUUUGGUGGUGGUGGGUACAACCACGCAGAAGUUGCUAGAUGUUGGACUUUUGUGACUGGCACUUUGUUGGGAUACAAUGCUGACAGUUUUGGGGAAAUUCCAGAAAAUGAGAAACUAGAUCAAUACGAGGCGGACAGCUAUCAAUUUUGGACAGACUCGAAUUUGCAACCUGGCAAAAUGAAGAAUGAAAAUGAUUUGAAUUACUUUCAACACGUGCAAGCGCAUUUGCUAUCACUAUAG
Lodderomyces parapsilosis is the source of this 1194-nucleotide messenger RNA. It is a transcript of the gene HOS1, whose product is annotated as histone deacetylase. The transcript has a single exon. The record is from RefSeq and is a predicted model, not a curated record. NCBI's taxonomy places the organism in Eukaryota, Fungi, Ascomycota, Pichiomycetes, Serinales, Debaryomycetaceae. Bases 1 to 1194 code for a protein of 397 amino acids.